Podospora pseudocomata is the source of this 498-nucleotide messenger RNA. RefSeq names its product Peroxygenase 1 (gene ats1). Gene Ontology annotation, biological process: protein acetylation. The transcript is spliced from 3 exons. NCBI's taxonomy places the organism in Eukaryota, Fungi, Ascomycota, Sordariomycetes, Sordariales, Podosporaceae. The record is from RefSeq and is a predicted model, not a curated record. The coding region runs from base 1 to 498 and encodes 165 amino acids. Gene Ontology annotation, molecular function: N-acetyltransferase activity.
AUGUCUCCAGAUCCAAUUGUUCGUCACGCUAGACGCGAGGAUGUUCCCGCCAUCCUCGAGCUGAUCCGUGAACUCGCCGACUAUGAACACGAGCUCAGCAGCGUCGAAGCCACCGAGGAAAAACUACUAUGUACCAUCGCCUUUGCCCCCUCCUCGUCCACAUCUACCGUUCCUGCUGCCGACGAAACCGAGCCGACAUCCUCAAACAAGCCAGCCCGCUGCCUGAUCCUCCUGAGCCCCCAAGGCAUCCCCGCUGGUAUCGCGCUGUAUUUCUACAACUAUAGCACCUGGCGCGCCCGCCCCGGCAUCUACCUCGAAGAUCUCUACGUCAAGCAGAGCGAGCGCAAAAAGGGGUACGGCAAGAGACUGCUAGUCGAGUUGGCCAAGGAAGUCGUGGCCUUAAAGGGAGGGCGGCUUGAGUGGAGUGUGCUCAAGUGGAAUGAACCCUCCAUCAAGUUCUACGAAAGCAUUGGCGCCAAUAUGAUGAGCGAGGGUUGA